GGUACAAAUCUGGUUUGAGUAGGAGGCAAGGAUUCCAUUAAUUUUGAAGAUCUUUCGAUUUGUCAUAAUAAACUGAGGCGCUGUAGGCAUGGCCUUCUGCAUCUCAUACGGACACAGGCAACAGACACCAUGACAGGCAUUUAAGAGUCCACACAUUUCCGGAUAGGAAAGAUCAAAGUCCAGUACGAGCCCGUCCUUAAGAUCAUAUCCUCAGAUAACCCUGAUUUUGCCAACUUAGUAGCGGUCCUUCUAAUUCAGAAGUUACCGUUUCUACUAGGACAUAGCCUACAGUGGGGAACUUAACAAGAGUUGGGAGGACGGCUGAUCGGUCGCUAUGCCAACACCUGUUGAUGUGAUUGUGGUUGGAGCUGGCAACCGUGGGGAGACAUACUCCAGUUAUGCUGCCCUUCACCCUCUCAGGAUGCGGGUAGUUGGAGUGGCGGAUCCAAGGCUGUUUGCCCGACGUAAAUUGCAAGAAAAACAUCAAAUACCUGAUGAAAAUGUAUUUGAUGAUUGGAGAUCCAUUGUAGAGAGAGACAAGUUUGCAGAUGCUAUAUUUAUCUGUACCCCUGACCGACUUCAUAAGGAUCCAGCUGUGGCACUAUCCAGAAAAGGCUAUCAUAUCCUACUGGAGAAACCCAUGGCUGUUACAGAAAAGGACUGUACAGAAAUUGUGGAAGCUUGCAUUCACGCUGGUGUAAUGCUCACAGUAUGCCAUGUUCUCCGAUAUGAUCCUCUCAUCCACAAAAUAAAGGUGCUGUUGGACAGCGGAGCCAUUGGGGAUGUGAUCCAUAUACAACAUCUGGAGCCGGUGGGCUUCUAUCAUUUUGCUCAUUCCUUUGUCAGAGGGAACUGGAGGAACGAGGAGCAGAGCUCAUUUUCCCUCUUGGCCAAAAGCUGUCAUGACUUGGACCUCAUCCACCACUGGGCCAGUGGCCGCAGGUGUAUAAAAGUUUCAUCAUUUGGGUCUCUGAGUCACUUCCGCAAAGAAAACAAGCCUGCUGGAGCUGCUGAUCGCUGCUUAGACUGUCCUGUGGAAGCAAACUGUCCAUACUCAGCUCGCAAAAUCUACCUUGACGCAGUGAAACAGGGUUGUGUGGGCUGGCCUGUGUCAGUCAUCUGUUCCAGCUCCCUUCCAGACAUCGAGUCUGUGACGGAGGCCCUGUGCACUGGUCCCUACGGUCGGUGUGUGUACGAGUGUGACAAUGACGUCUGCUCCAAUCAGGUUGUAAACAUGGAGUUUGAAGGAGGGCUCACAGCUGCGUUUACCAUGGUAGCUUUCACAGAAGAGAUGUGUCAACGGAAAACUACUAUUUAUGGCACCAGGGGGGAGCUCCAGUACAACGGCCACGAUAUCAGCGUGUUUGACUUUCUCACACAGAGGUCCACUAAGCAUUCGGCGGAUUUGAAAGCCCCUGGGAGUUUUGCUAUGAAAGGCCAUGGAGGGGCAGAUUAUCACCUUGUGGAUGCUUUCAUCUCGGCUGUGGCAAGUGAGGACCCUGCUCUCAUCUGCUCUGGUCCGAGAGAGACCUUGGCGAGCCACAGGCUGGUGUUUGAAGCGGAGCGCUCGCGGCUGGAGAAUAGAGUAGUGUUCUGUGGUAAUGAACAGGAUGCAAAGACCCAGAAAUGAUUAAAGUAGUUUCGAACAAGGUGGAUGGUUCUUAGGGAGGGUUUCAUGAUCGGAUAGGGAAUUUCAGUGAAGGUUUAAAUCUGUUAUUCAAUGCUAUGAUUGAUAAUAACAUUAAUAGGAUAAAAAGACAUUUGAUGUCAUAUGAUUGUGUUUGGAUUUUGCAAAAUUAAAACCUGAGAACCUGAGUUGCACAAAUAUAUACCUCACUCUUAUACAAACCACUGUGACCAACUUUUUAAAUGAUGUUCUUCUGUGAAAUGAUUUGCACUAUAUUUUGUGAAAAACAUUUGAUUGAGUGAAAAUGACUUUUAUAUUUAUACUGUGAUGAAAAUUCACACAAAUGAAAUAGAUUGUAGAUUCUGUUCACAGUUCGAUCUUGUGAAUCAACACGAAUGAUGUUUGGGUGUCCACAGAGCACUGUAACACUGCCAUCGUCUUUAUCAAAACAUGUAAUGCAACAG
Sardina pilchardus (European sardine) is the source of this 2091-nucleotide messenger RNA. RefSeq lists its product as uncharacterized. The coding region runs from base 335 to 1630 and encodes 431 amino acids. Gene Ontology annotation, molecular function: nucleotide binding. The transcript has 14 exons. The record is from RefSeq and is a predicted model, not a curated record. Lineage: Eukaryota; Metazoa; Chordata; Actinopteri; Clupeiformes; Clupeidae.